This is a messenger RNA of Lactuca virosa, 327 nucleotides long. The record is from the annotation of a GenBank genome assembly. Lineage: Eukaryota; Viridiplantae; Streptophyta; Magnoliopsida; Asterales; Asteraceae.
AUGAUGGCGUCGCAACGAAUCUCCAGUCGAAAAGGUCAUCUUCUACGCUAUCGGAACAAAAUAGAGACAAUGAUGAACCUAGACCAUCACCGCCUCAAGAACACCUGUCAUCGCAACCGAAGUGUGAGCAACCGAAGAGUAAGCCGGGAGGUGGAAGACAGUGGUGGUUACGAACACAGGACAGAUUCUGGUAAACCUCUGUUUGCUUUCUCUAGCAUCACGACACCAUUGUUGAUCCAAAAAGAGUUAAAUGGAUGGAAAAGGGAAUCCGUUUAUGAAUUCGGGCCUUAUGCCUUUAUAAAGUUGAAGCCUAUUCCUGGAAGGUAA